Messenger RNA from Thrips palmi, 3481 nucleotides. Its product is annotated as bromodomain-containing protein DDB_G0270170-like. Lineage: Eukaryota; Metazoa; Arthropoda; Insecta; Thysanoptera; Thripidae. The transcript is spliced from 4 exons. Bases 191 to 844 code for a protein of 217 amino acids. The record is from RefSeq and is a predicted model, not a curated record.
GCCGCGCCAGAGGGAGACAGCCACAGGCAGCCCGCAGUCGAGCGCCGCCCCACCAAGACUACACCGGCAACCCCCGCGGACUAGACACUCCGAGGCGGCAGCACCGACCGCGGCACUGCGCCGGCAUAUGUCAGUCCGCUGACUGCGCGAACUACCCGGACACCCCGCGCGCUACCACCGCACCAGCACCAUGUUUUGGAUCUUCCGCCGCUCCAAGCUGUCGGGCGGCUUCUUCAGCUCGCUCAACGGCAACAGCGGCAGCAAGACCGGCUCGUCAGGGAGCACCGCCAGCAGCAACGGCGUCAACAACAACAAGAAGGGCUACAACAAGUUGUCGGCCGAGGAGGCGGACUACCACCAGUGCGUCAACAACAACGACACCAACCACGCCAACAACAACAUCAGCAACCACCACCAUCACCAUCACCACCACCACACCGCCCCCAACAACAUCAACAACAAUAACAACGAGGACGGCUGGGGCUGCAGUGGCCACCGUCACGAUGAGUCCGACUCGGACUCGUCCUGCAGCGAUGACUUUGACCUGAAUGAGGAGGAGGACUUCAGCGAUGAUACCGACUUCGACGAGGCCCUGACAUGCAACGUGUGUGACCGGUCGUUCGUUACGCCCCGCCAGCUGGCGCACCACCAGCAGAAGAAGCGCCACUUCGGGUGCAACGCGUGUGACAGCCUGUUCCCCUCCUUGAUGGCCCUGGAGCACCACAAGGAAGAGUUCGAGCACUGGUCCGGCGACGAGCUGAGCGUGGGCCGCGCGUCCUGCGACGAGGACGAGGAAGACAGCCUGGACACGGUGUGCAGCGAGGAGCUGGAGCGGCUGCUGUAGGCGAGACCGUCGCACCACUGACAAGUGCGGCGGCCUUCCGUUGUACAAUGCGAAAGCAACGUCAACAAUUUAUUCGUAUUAGAGCGUUUCUGUGAAGUUUAUUGUACUAUCAAUCUUGUGUAAAUAUGAUUACUGUCUAGUUCGACCCUUGUCGCCAGAUGGCGCGCCCACGAUAAUUAUUACUGAAGCUGGGCCGGUCCGCGGUGGCGCCAAGCCAAACUUGGCGACAGCCAGCGCCUCGCCCGGCUUCCGGCCCAACUACAAUGCUUUCCUCGCCGGCUGGCACUCCCUCCCUCCCCUUCCCUCCACCCUGCACUUCCGUUGCAGUUCCACUGCAGUCCACUGCAGUGGCGCGGCCGGGCCGCGUAAGGCGCCAACAGGCUCGCCAACAGGCUUGCCAACAGGCGAGCAUCGAAGGCGGUUUGGGUGCGGCAGGAUAGAUGGCACGACUGUAAAGACAAAGCGAGACCCGUCGAAGCAGAAAUGCCGGUAACGAGGAACCGCCUUGGAUGCUGUACAUUUCGAGAUGCAAAGUUUAUUGAAUGGUGUUUUUGUUCCCACCGAGACAUAUUUUUGUACCUCUAGCUGUUUCUUUCUAUUUAUUUAAAAGGAAAGCGUGGGUAACCAUGCGUUUCCCCACCGGGCCCAGGAGGGGCUUCGCCUUAGGCUUCGCUCUCCUGGGCCCGCGGCCGCGGUGGUGGGCUCAAGCGCUCGGGCUGGCUUUGGCCAGAAGACCUGUUCUGAACUGCGCAUGUGGGCACGUUUCGAACGGACACACUUGAAUUCAGCACAGAUGGUGUCUAUGAAACUGUCAUGUAGAGGAGACAAGCGUGUAGCGUUUGAUCCGAAACUUUUUGGAGGACUUUCAGUGUUCGAACAUGUCCAGAGGCGUGCCCGCCGACAGGCCCACAGGCCGACAGGCCCACAGGCCCACAGGCAAACUCGCGCCUCCGCCCGGCAGGUAGGCCGCCCAACGCGCGUGGUGGGCCCGCCCAGCCGCUUGCUUCAGAGCAUGGCCUCUUCGCUCUGUCCCUCUCGCACCCCUCCGGGCCACCGCAUGGGUCCGAGAGAGACAGAGCGAGGCGAAGCUUGCUGGGCACGCUCUGUUCGGAAUCCAACUGCAGCCCGCCGCCGCGCCGCAAAUCCUUUUGUGUGAUCUUCUCCUCUUCCCUCUGUACAUAGGCCUACUUCUAGUGUAGGGCCACGACGGCGGGCCUUCCCUCCCUUGCAGAUGUUCGCGGGGCGUGCGUCGUGUGUGUCAUUUAGUCUCGAGGACUUUGAUGCUGUCAGGCAGGCAUGCAGGCAGUCGCGUCAACAGUCGCCGUCACUGUUGGGACCAAGUCCUUAGUUUGGAAGGCGACAUUGUGCUGUGUGCGGUGCGUGCGUGUGCGUGUGAUUGGGUGAGUGAGUGUGAGUGUGAUUGAGUGAGUGUGAGUCUUAUGUGUGCGUGUGAAUCGCAGCUGUGAAUGCUAUUGUGUGGGAUUGUGCACGUGUCACAUCUACAGUCUGUAACUUAUUAACUUAUUACGCGACGGUACACAAAAGUUGUACUCUCGCUCGUUUCCUGUUUGGUGUUUCUAUCCUCUAGUGGAAAUUUAUGAGAAAAAUUCUUGUUUUGUUAGAAAUUUGCUAUAAUAAUAUGGCGAUAUCAGUCACGUGUUGACAAACUAUUAUGUAUCAGCAGACAUACUUUCUGCUGUCGAUGUUGAUAGUAUUCUGUGUAACUGUAGUCAUGUAAGUCAUUCUUAUUUUGGGACCUUCCAGAGACAGGAAACGGACUAUCAUUGUUCGGAACGAUUUGGAUGCAACAUAUCCUUUGUUGUUGGAGAAUGUGAAUGGCACAAUCAACUGUUUUCGUGCUAUAGAUUUAUUUUAUUUACUAGGUUGUCAUAUCAUUUACUAUUUCCUUGAGGAAAAAAGUUUUCUGUGGAUCUUGUUAUUUUAAUAGAUGUGACUUUUCUCUUAAUCCGUUACGACGUGAAUUCAUUGUCAUAUUACUACACUUGUAGAAAACCUGACUAAAGUAGGGUUUAAAAUGAAUAUGCAUUUUAUUUAUUAAAUUCGGCAUGCUGCAAAAGAAAACAUUUGUCUUACUGUACAUAAGCCUCAUUUACUUCGUAACGAAAAGCAGUAUUCGAGCGUGCCAAUGUCAUAUUGAGAUUUUGUAAAUAAUCUUAAAUCCUCUAUACCUGUGUUAGUUCUUACGAGAUACAUACAGUAGCCAUUACAGACAAAAGCGAGCUCCGCUUCAAACCGUCAGUGUGAUUGUCCCUUUAGCACUGCUUCUCCCGAUAGCGCAAAAGUAAUAAUUAUUAUUGCCGGUCUCUUCACGGAAUCUCAAAAUGCUUGUGUACAAUGCUUGUGUACAAUACUUGUAGAAUUAUUGUCUGCUGACUAAAGGCAGCACCCAUGCUUUUGUUGAAUCCAUGUCGCAUUUCGAAAAGACUCCCAACCUUACAGCUGCUCUGUUCGAGUGACCCGCGCGUCAGAUAUUGAUGGAUGGUUCUCGGAAGCGCUGUGUGCGCGCCACCUCACUACUUCUAGGGGAAAGCGGCCCAUAUUGUGUUUGGCGUGACAGCGGUCCUUCCGAUGUAUUUUUCUGUACAGAUGUAACAAUAAAGCUUUUGGUCAAGUAAA